AUGUGUAUGCUAAAAAUUAUGGAACUGCACAGUGCAUUAAUGCCAUUAUGCAUUUUAUCAUUCUUAUCCGGUUGUAUUUAUAUCCAUAUCGAUAAAAACACUGGUGAAAUUCGUCCAUUAUGCUGGAUACGAAAAUCGUACAAUUUGCUUGUCAUAAUAUUCUUGGAACGUUUUAUAUUGGUUAAUGCAUCGUUGCCAACUGUUAUUGAAAUGCAAACUGGAUACAAUGAAAAAUGUCUGAAAAAUGCUACUAUUAAAAUUAAAUGUAAUCUUCUUAAACUAGUUCCAUCUGUUCGUGAAUUAAAUCGAAUACAUAAUAUGCUUUAUGAAUCAUCACAAUAUGCAAAUCGUUUUUUUGGCAUGUCCAUGUUGAUUUUAGUUUUACAAGUAUUCUUUUCAAUUAUACAAAAUGUUAUAUAUAUUGCAUACCUGCAAUUCGUUGCUCUUUCAUCUACUCAACAUUACUUCUCAAAUAUUGGCGUAACAUUAUCGAUUUUCUGGUUGCUUUUCGAUUUGAGCUUAGUCGUGAUAUUGUGCAGUUUAUGUGAGUACACCGUAAAAGAAGCAAAUCAAACUGGUAUCUUAGCAUAUAAAUUAUUGUUAAAUGAUAAUUUAUCAUCAGAAAUAGCUAAUGAUUUACAACAAUUUGCAAAUCAAAUUCAACAACAAAAUAUAAAAUUUACAGCAUAUGAUUUAUUUGAUAUUAAUUUAAAUAGUUUAACACAAUUAAUUGGUUCAGUUACGUCAUACAUUAUUGUUGCUUUGGAAUUUUAUAAUUUGUCACCAGAAUUAACAAGAACAUCGUACAAUAAUUCAUCAACAACUCGUAUCUAG
This is a messenger RNA of Chrysoperla carnea, 834 nucleotides long. Its product is annotated as gustatory receptor 68a-like. Bases 1 to 834 code for a protein of 277 amino acids. Lineage: Eukaryota; Metazoa; Arthropoda; Insecta; Neuroptera; Chrysopidae. Gene Ontology annotation, biological process: sensory perception of taste. The record is from RefSeq and is a predicted model, not a curated record. Gene Ontology annotation, cellular component: axon; neuronal cell body; dendrite. The transcript has 5 exons.